CCGCUCGCCCGCCCAGCCCAGCCGCCCGCGGAUCGCGCCUCCUUCGGCAUGCUGCAGCUCCUCUGCGUCCUCCUGGCCUCGGCGGCCGCCGCGGCUGCUGCGCAAGAGGCUCAAGAGCAACCCUUUGUGAGUGCCUGGCCAGAAAACCCUGUGGUGGAAUUUGGAAGCUCCUUGGUGUUAAACUGCAGUACCAACUGCAAGAACAUCCGUGAUGGUGGCCUAGAGACCAACCUAGACAAGAAGGACGAAGGAGAGGGCCCCACGUGGAAAGCGUUCAGGCUCUUCAAUGUCAGCAACUGGGACUCUGCACCUUCAUGCUAUUUCGACUGUGGCGAGGAUGUUGACAUGAAGCCCCAUCGUGUGAACUUCACUGUUUACCGAGUGCCAGAGCUUGUAGAGCUGGAUCCGGUGCCAGUGAUGGAGGUGGGAAAGAACUACACCUUGACCUGCCGGGUUUCCAGCAUGGCCCCCAUCCGCAACCUGUCUGUGGCCUUCCUCCAAGGGGGGAAGAGACUGCACCUGCAGACUUUUGAGAAGCACGCUGCACGCGAAGCCAGUGAUGUUGUGGUGACCCACAUUGUAACUGCUCAUCAGGCUGACCGUGGGGAGGAAAUCAGCUGCCAUGCGGCCCUGGAUUUGCGGCCGGAAGGGCAGCUCUUUGGACAGGCCUCCCUCAACCAAUCGCUGGAGACUGUGGAUUUUCCAGUGAAUCCUCAGCUGAGACCUUUACGCUACAUGGAGGUAAACACCUCAGAGACGGUGACCUGUGAAGUGACUGGGGUUUUUCCAGCCGAAGAGGCCCAGUUUGAAAUGACUUUUGCUGAGGAGAGAUUGAACCUUAGUGUGACUGUGGUGGGGGAUGUGGCACGGGCCCAGGCUCAGGUCUCGUCCUCCAUAGCGGGAAGCCACACCCUGAAAUGCACAGUUUCUCUGGGGCCAGUGACCAAAACGGCAGAGGAGAACGUAAAUGUGUACUGUUUGCCUGACCUUGUCCUAACCCUCAGUCCCCAAGAGACCUUUGUCAACGAGGCUGUGGAGGUUGCGUGCUACGACGCUCACCCUGAGGCCACCCAGUCCCCUCCCUUUUCAGCACAUAUUCGAAACAGCAGGGGAGUCUUAGAGUCUCGAGACAGCCUUCCCUUCCGGGUUUCAGUGACUACGACAGAAGAGGACGAUGGGCAAGAAUUCACAUGUCAAGUGGACACAGAGAUUGAUGGGAGGCCAAUCAGAAGGAAGACGUCUUCAAGUCUCACUGUCUUCUAUGGGCCCCAGAUGAAUGAUUCCAGCUGCCCCGGUGCCCUGACCUGGAAGGCUGACAGUAAGGAAGCCUUCCGCUGUUCAGCCUGGGGAAACCCACCACCAACCGUCGAAUGCAGAAAACACGAUGUGCCUUAUGCCAUUGGGAUGCCACAGCUGGUCACCAAAGACCACCAAGGCAGCUAUAACUGCAGUGCCUCCAAUUGGCUCGGGUCUGUUGCUAAGUUGGUGGUGGUUAAUGUUGAAUCUGAUGAGCCCCCAACCCUUUUAAUAAUCUUGGUGAUUCUCAGUUUGGCGUCUCUCGCCUCUGCAGCUGGAGUGGGCUAUUAUAUGUACUACAAAGGCCAUAAAUGCGGGAAAUACCGCUUACCAAGGAAAGCGAAGGGAAAUCCCUCUGAGGAAAAGCACCUGAAUGGCAGCAUACAGACUGACAGUGUCUAAGUGGACAGACGGUUUCUGGGAACUGGAGAGAAGCAUGGCCCCGAGGCAGCAAAGCCAGAGCGGCUGUCAGGGUUCCUCACACCACUUUGUUGUGGGGAGAAAAUGGGAAAACCUCUGCAUGCUGGGCAGUGACGUGACUGGAUGAGAGUGGCAGAUUUUGCACUUUAUGUGAAACACUAGAGUUCACUACAGGAGGUGGAAGCAGAGAUACUGGCUUGCACUGGGUUGCUGCUUCUUAAGAAUGUUCUCUGCCCAUCCAAGAUCUCUCCCCAAGACUCCCACCAGUCAAAGAGCAGAGUUCUCCAUAUGCCGAUCUGCCCAGAACAGAAGUCCUAGAGGAGUUCUGGCUGUGUUGAGCUGUUCGGUGGAAAAGAACAGCAGAAGACUGGGUUUGAAAAGAGGAGGACAGAAGUGCGGCAUCCAUCUGGCGUCACAUUCCAUAAGAUGAACUUUUAUUUACUGUUUACAUGAACUUGGAAAGCAGUAUUAGAGAGAGGACAAGCAACUCUCUGCUCUGUUCUGCAAAGCCCUCUGGGAUGCGGAGAACCUAUUCAGCACCCCCCACUUAAAGUCACAGUGUCCUCACAGCAGGGUCCUCUUCUGUGAGCAUUGGAGGAUUGGGGCUGGAGCUCUUGACAUUUGUGGUGUGAUGUAAGCCCCUGGAUCCCUUUGCUGCCACUAGAUGUGGCAACAAUACGCUGGAGGCAACAAUAUGAUUUCUAUUUCUGGACACACACAUACUCGUAUUUCAUGUAGCCACUUGCCACCAACUGGAACUUAAAGUAAGGUCCUGGCUCUUCUAAUUGUUGCAGGGGGCUCUUCUUUCUUUGCAAUUGAGCUCAGGGUAUCUUGUUUAACAAUCAUACUCCAUGUCGUUAUUUAUGAAUGUCAAGCUGGCUAUGUGGAAAACGUCUCUAAGAAUGUCUGAACUCGUAAAGGCACAGAACUGUUGCCCAUUUGGCCGCCGCCCUUGACCGCACUGGUGGUUCACACCUGUUCUGAAGCAAGGACGCACUUCUCAACGGACUCUACUUUUUGGAUUCACUCUAACAGUGACUGACUCUUUCCCACUCCCCAGUAUAAAAUGUAAGAAUCUCCUGUCAGUUAACACUGAGCAAAUUUAUUCUAUUUUUUUAUGUUUUGUAUUUAUAAAUAAAUAGCAUUCCUGAGCCACCAGCUGCCUUUCACACAUUGUGCAAGACAAACCCAAAUUUUCAGGGCUGCCUCGCCCUGUUCGUACUGGUCCUCUUUGUUCCUCCUGGCUUUAUUCCUCAUCUGUGGGAGUUGCAACCGCUUCUUAAGAUCUGAUCUAAGGCUGAAAACCAUGUCUUUAUCAUAAAGUAAAGAGUCCAGCAUGCUACUGGACUUUUUACUGUUUUGCAACUACAGCCUAACAUGGCUAACUCGUCUGGAUCUAUUUAUCAUAAAGGAUGUAGCUAUGUCUUUGAAACACCACUAGGAGAUGCUAGAGCACAUGUUUUCACAUUCUUCCUUUUUCACAUAGGAGGCCAUAAUGGAUUUUAAACAUCAUAAAACCUGAGUGCUUGGCUUUCAAUUUAUGUUUAGUUUCUCCCCUGUUAAUGCAGGCCAAAAUACAGUGUUUACAUCUAGCAACUCUGAUGUGUGCAAAAGAGAAUCAAAGGCACGUUAAGAUGCGAGAAAACCCUCAGGGCUGCCUUUGUGCACAGAUAUUUUGAAAGCACAACUAAAGUAUGAAUGCAACAAAUCGAUGUUGGUAUACAGAGGUUAUGGAGUGAGGAUUGGCCUGACUCCAAGUUCCAGUAAGCCCGCGUUUGUUGCCGAGGUAACAGAUGAAAUGGUCCUUGGGUGUUAAAACAGGGAGAAAGCGCUCUUGUAGAUGCUUGAAUGUUGUUAUAGGAGCAUUUGGAUUUCGGGAGAAUUGAAAAAAAACCCACCAGUGUUUUUGCAUUAUUUUAAAAUCAUUGAGGGCAUAAUUGAGUUGAUGAAUAUUCAAAUACCAGUUUCAAAUACCAAUACUAUAUGAAUAUGAUUAUUCAAACACCCAGACUAACAAUCUCCGAUUAAUUGGCGCGUGUGUCAGUUUUGUUAAAGCCUGCCAGAUGUGAUGGAAUUUGUUUUCAAAAUUCUGUUCACAUUGUGAUCUUGAAUGUUAGUGUUUUUAUUGCAGACACAAAGUAAUGAAACUGAUACUUUAAUUCUUCUCAUGCCAUCUGCUUUAGAUAUAGCUGGUAAAAUGCGGAGAUUUUUUUUUUAAUGGAAAUAAAUUUUACAGAAC
This is a messenger RNA of Eublepharis macularius, 3955 nucleotides long. RefSeq names its product intercellular adhesion molecule 5-like. The transcript is spliced from 7 exons. Gene Ontology annotation, biological process: cell-cell adhesion. Bases 49 to 1698 code for a protein of 549 amino acids. The record is from RefSeq and is a predicted model, not a curated record. NCBI's taxonomy places the organism in Eukaryota, Metazoa, Chordata, Lepidosauria, Squamata, Eublepharidae. Gene Ontology annotation, molecular function: integrin binding. Gene Ontology annotation, cellular component: membrane.